Molecule: messenger RNA, 540 nt
Organism: Raphanus sativus (radish)
Lineage: Eukaryota; Viridiplantae; Streptophyta; Magnoliopsida; Brassicales; Brassicaceae
Product: probable F-box protein At5g47300
Exons: 1
Coding region: 1-540 (179 amino acids)
Source: RefSeq, a predicted model, not a curated record
AUGGAUACUCAUUCCAGCGUGUCUUUGAAGGGAAAGACCUACUGGUUUGCUUUGGAUGAAAAAGAGUUAGGCCCCGUCGCACUCUUAGUCAGUUUUGAUUAUACAACAGAGAAAUUUGCCCGCCUGUGCCUUCCUAAUCCGUAUGGCAAUUAUAGAAUAAUGUCUCUAUCGGUUGUUAGAGAAGAGAAGCUUUCGGUUUUAUUACGACACAGGGAUGCAUUCGAGUCAGAAACAGAGAUAUGGGUAAGCAAUCCGAUUGAUGAGCACAAGGUGGUUUCGUGGAGCAUGAUAUUAGUAUGGGAUGAGCCUAGGCUUGGCCUUUGUCGCGGGACAAGUUUCUUGGUGGACGAGGAGAAGAAAAUUGCCUUGUGUUGUGAUAGGGGGAAAUGGAACCAAGACAACACCAAGGCGUACUUCUUGCUAUACAUUAUUGGGGAGGAUAACAAACUCACACAAGUGGAUUUCAGUGCAUCUUCUACAUGGCAGUUACAUUCGCCACUUUUGUUUAAUUACGUUCCAAGUUUGGUUCGAAUCCAGUGA